UUUUGCAAAAAGUCCGCGGAUUGGAACAACUGUUGCGAACACAUCGGCGCUAAUAAAAUUAUUGAUUUUCCUCCUCGCGGCGAAAAUCAUUUGAAUACAGCACUGGCAUGCGCUGAUGCUGCGAACUCCACAACAUCCCGAAGUCUACAGCCGCCAAGAUGGAGACCAUGAAAAUUUAAUUUUCCCGACGAAUCCAUUAUUAAAAUGCUCAAACGGAUCGCGAAAAACCGCAAAUGAAUUUGGAGUCACUGUAAGGCGAUUAGAAGUGAAGUGCGGUGUUAAAUUAGUGUUAAACUCGAAUUACCUAUUGAUUUUUUCCCAUCUUGGCGGUGUAGCUAUGAAUCGUUUGGGGCAGAUUAAAAUGCCGUCGGUGUCCGCUGCAAUGAACGUGGCCAGCCAAAUCAAGAGGCAAAUAAUCCCGGCGCGUAAUCCAGAGGAAGCAGGCCGGGAACGGGUGCACUUCGCACAGCUCAACAGCCAGAAUCACGCGGGCCAUGGCGGCACGGACGAGCAUCACGAGAUGAGCAACAUGAGGCAGUCCACGAACCCGUUUUUGAGCAUGGAUCAGCACCAGGGCAGCGUGCAGAUGGAGGACAGCAGUUUUAACGAAGGCGGAGGGUAUCAGACUCAGACGGCAACAGGGCCGAGUCGUAUGUCAUCUGUUGAUUUUUCUGAGGGGUCUGAUUUCGUCGAAGGCAAAAGCGAGGUUCCGAUUAACGAGUAUCAGGCCGCGUGGAAUGUUACCAACGCUAUUCAGGGUAUGUUCAUAGUGUCCCUACCUUUUGCCGUUUUGAGAGGAGGCUACUGGGCCAUCGCUGCAAUGGUAGGCAUAGCCUAUAUCUGCUGUUACACGGGUAAAAUCCUUGUGGAAUGCCUUUACGAGUUGGACGUGCAAACUGGCAAACAAGUCAGAGUAAGAGAUUCUUAUGUGGCCAUCGCGAAAGAAUGUUUCGGCAAAAAGUACGGAGCUAGAAUCGUCAAUGUGGCUCAGAUAAUCGAGCUGCUGAUGACUUGCAUCUUGUACGUCGUGGUUUGCGGCGACUUGAUGAUUGGUACGUUUCCUGAGGGGUCUAUUGACACUAGAUCGUGGAUGAUGCUGACUGGGAUUUUGUUGCUUCCACUGGCCUUCUUAAAAUCUCUAAAAAGCGUCAGCAUCCUAUCGUUCUGGUGCACAAUGUCCCACAUCUUCAUAAACGCCAUCAUAAUCGGAUACUGCCUGCUGUACAUCGGCGAUUGGGGUUGGGGCAAGGUAAAAUGGACGUUCGACACGGAAAAUUUCCCCAUCAGUCUCGGAGUCAUCGUGUUCUCAUACACCUCGCAGAUAUUCUUGCCGACUCUCGAGGGCAACAUGGAGGACCCCUCAAAGUUCCAAUGGAUGCUGGACUGGUCUCACGUUUGGGCGGCCGUUUUUAAAGCCCUAUUCGGUUGGAUAUGUUUUUUGACAUACCAAAACGAUACCCAGCAGGUUAUUACCAAUAAUCUACCCUCUGAAGGUUUCAAGGGGCUGGUUAACGUUUGUUUGGUUGUGAAAGCCUUGUUGAGUUACCCGUUGCCGUUCUAUGCGGCAUGCGAGCUUUUGGAGAGAGCCUUCUUCCGAGGUAAGCCUAAAACACCUUUUCCGACUAUAUGGGCGCUUGACGGGGAGCUAAAAGUAUGGGGGUUGGCUUGGAGGGUGGGUGUGGUUUUAUUCACCAUCCUCAUGGCUUGCUUCAUCCCCCAUUUCUCCAUACUUAUGGGAUUCAUUGGUAGCUUCACUGGAACUGCCUUGAGUUUCAUAUGGCCUUGCUAUUUCCAUUUAAAACUAAAACGAGAGACCAUGGAUAUGCGUGGGGUGGUUUUUGACUAUUUUAUUAUAUCCCUGGGAUUCCUGUUUGGAAUAAACGGGGUUUACCAUUCAGGUAGCGCAUUAGUUAAAGCUUUUGCCAUUGGUCUUCCAUUUUAAAAACCCGAAAUCAAGACAAUAAACCCUAAGUAUAAGUAUUGAUUGUUUACAAGUUAAUAGACAAUAUUUUUAAAGAAAAUUGUCUGUAUUUUGUGCAAAAUUCGUAUAC
This is a messenger RNA of Brassicogethes aeneus, 2051 nucleotides long. The record is from the annotation of a GenBank genome assembly. Lineage: Eukaryota; Metazoa; Arthropoda; Insecta; Coleoptera; Nitidulidae.